Molecule: messenger RNA, 495 nt
Organism: Nicrophorus vespilloides
Lineage: Eukaryota; Metazoa; Arthropoda; Insecta; Coleoptera; Silphidae
Product: aspartate and serine-rich protein-like
Exons: 1
Coding region: 1-495 (164 amino acids)
Source: RefSeq, a predicted model, not a curated record
AUGAAUUCUUUCAAAGAAUACUCAAAUUCAAUGUACGAGGAUAUUAGUGAUGCCGAGGACAUUUGUAUUGGCGAUGGACAUAAUUGCAUGUCAGAAGACAUCGGUGAUGUCGAGGACGUGGAUUUAGUGGAUGAAAAGUGUAGUGAAAACGGUAAUAAUGAUGUAGAUCACAAGGAUGACUCCAGCUAUGAUGGAGAUGACGAAUAUUCCUCCGGCAACGAAACGGAAUCUGACGAAGAUGAAGAGUCCGAAGAUGAAGACAUCAAAGAUAAACACUCCCAAGAUGAAGAUUCCAAAGAUGAAGACACCAAAGAUGAAGAGUCCGAAGAUGAAUAUUCCGAUGAUGAUGACUCAGAAGAUGACCAUAAUGAUAGUGAUUUUCUACACUUUUAUUAUGAAGAACAAGGAACGUGCAGCCAAUUUUAUGAAAAGACGUACAAUCCGAUGGAAUGCGGAUAUAAAAGAUAUGAAGCAAAACGUUUGCGUUUGUGGUAG